GCCUCCUCCUCCUCCGCCCCCGCCGCCGCCGCCUCCUCGCAGGCUGGGUUUUCUGUGUAUGUUUCUGGAGUCCGGAGCCUGAGCUAAACAAAAGCAGGAGGCUGACGGGGCCGCGGAGUUUGCGGAGCCGCGGAGGGGGAGAGAGCGGGGCUUCGCCUGCCGGCGGCCGGGGGUCUGGCUCUGGCCACUGCCCACCCCCUGGGAGAUCACUCUGGCCCGGCGUGGGGGCGGGGGCCGCGGGGGGUGGGGGAAAGUUUGCCUGGCCAUCCCCCUGCCGUCCUCUCCUUUCUCCCGAUCCGUGCCUGUUGGCCAAAGGAUUAAGCCACCGACUUCAGCGCCGGGAGCCCCUUUCUGCCCGGCGCCGGAGGUCGGACUGAGAACCCCAGCCGGCUCGGGUUUCCCGUCGCCAAGUGGGAAGGAUCUGAAGGCGGCUGGAAGGAUAAAGCCUCGGUCUCCCGGAGCCGACCGAGGAGCCCGCCGCGAGCCGGCUGCCUGCUUCGGAGAUGGACGAGCAGCCCCGGCUGAUGCACUCCCACGCCGGGGUCGGGAUGGCCGGGCACCCGGGCCUGUCCCAGCACUUGCAGGACGGGGCCGGCGGGGCCGAGGGGGAGGGCGGGAGGAAGCAGGACAUCGGAGACAUCUUACAGCAGAUCAUGACCAUCACCGACCAGAGUUUGGACGAGGCGCAGGCCAGAAAACAUGCUUUAAACUGCCACAGAAUGAAGCCUGCCUUGUUUAAUGUGUUGUGUGAAAUCAAAGAGAAAACAGUGUUGAGCAUCCGGGGAGCCCAGGAGGAGGAGCCCACGGACCCUCAGCUGAUGCGCCUGGACAACAUGCUGCUGGCCGAGGGGGUGGCCGGGCCCGAGAAGGGCGGUGGGUCUGCAGCCGCRGCGGCAGCGGCCGCAGCCUCUGGAGGGGCGGGCUCAGACAACUCGGUGGAGCACUCCGACUACAGGGCCAAGCUGUCGCAGAUCAGGCAGAUCUACCACACGGAGCUGGAGAAGUAUGAGCAGGCCUGCAAUGAGUUCACCACCCACGUGAUGAACCUCCUCCGAGAGCAGAGCCGGACCAGGCCCAUUUCCCCAAAGGAGAUCGAGCGGAUGGUCAGCAUCAUCCACCGCAAGUUCAGCUCCAUCCAGAUGCAGCUCAAGCAGAGCACGUGCGAGGCCGUCAUGAUCCUGCGUUCCCGGUUUCUGGAUGCGCGGCGGAAGAGACGGAAUUUCAACAAGCAAGCCACGGAGAUCCUGAACGAGUACUUCUAUUCCCACCUCAGCAACCCUUACCCCAGUGAGGAAGCAAAAGAGGAGCUAGCCAAGAAGUGUGGCAUCACUGUCUCGCAGGUAUCAAACUGGUUUGGAAAUAAGAGAAUCCGGUACAAGAAGAACAUAGGUAAAUUUCAAGAGGAAGCCAAUAUCUACGCUGCCAAAACGGCGGUUACUGCCACCAACGUGUCAGCCCACGGAAGCCAAGCUAACUCGCCCUCCACCCCCAACUCCGCUGGUUCUUCCAGUUCUUUUAACAUGUCAAACUCUGGAGAUUUGUUCAUGAGCGUGCAGUCACUCAAUGGGGAUUCUUACCAAGGGGCCCAGGUUGGAGCCAACGUGCAAUCACAGGUGGAUACCCUUCGCCAUGUUAUCAGCCAGACAGGAGGAUACAGUGACGGACUCGCAGCCAGUCAGAUGUACAGUCCGCAGGGCAUCAGUGCUAAUGGAGGUUGGCAGGAUGCGACUACCCCUUCAUCAGUGACCUCCCCCACAGAAGGACCUGGCAGCGUGCACUCCGAUACCUCCAACUGAUCUCCCGCCUUCACCCGGCUGACCCCGGGCCCCCUGGGGCAGGGGCCGGGGGAGGGUUUCUCUCCCCACACUGGCGCCGUCAGACGGGGUCGAAGCAAUCGGCAAACACAAUACGAGUCUCCUCUCCUGUCUUCUUUGGGAUGCUCUCUCAGCCAAUCUGGACACUUCUUUAUACUCUCUUCCCUUCGUUUCUGGGUAGACGCGCCCCUCCCUGCCUCCAGCUGUCGGCCUGGCUUCCUGCCCCCUCCCUCUGUCCUAGGCUCCCCGGGUCCCUGCCCUCUAGUACAUCACUGACGGAUACUUUCAACCCUUAGAGGAAUCUGAAAGGAAGCAAAUCACAAAGAAAAUAAUAAAAGCGUUUGUCUGUCUCCACGCUGUGGUUUGGGGAGCUGAGUGCCCUCUGACCSGCUCCUGGUGCUGGCGGCCAGUCCUCCCGUUCCUCUUGUUGCUCUCUCUACCUCUUAGCAGGAAAAGCCACCUGCCCUGCUCCCCCCUCCCGCCUCCUCUGCUCCUCCUGUUCCCUGGGUGCUGGGGACUGUCCUCCGGCCUCCCGUGGAUUCCCAGGCAGGAAGUCCAGGGCAGGGAGGGGUGGGAGCAGCCAGGGAGGGUCCCCUCAGGCUUUGACCCCUCCCCCAACACUUGGUUGCAGAAAGUCUCUAGGACCAUUCAACGUUCAGCCAGCCACCUUCAGUUCCCGCCGCGGACGGGCCUGGUCUGGGCACAGCCAGGACAGCAUCAGUCAGGGGGAGAAGGCUCUGUCCUGCAGCAUGUGAACUGUCCCUUCACACCAGGCACACCAGCACAUGCCAACAGGUGCAGUCUCACCUGCGCUUCCCCCAGACCAUCUGAGCAGAUGCCCACGCUCAGAGCCACCACGCUCUGGCCCGCAAGCCAGGAAGGGCAUUGGCAGUUCUGAGGGUCACUGUCAGGCCAGCAGUGAGCACCUGGUCUCUGGAACCAGCAGGUCCACUGKCAGUGCCCCAGUGCCAUGCAGGACCUCACUGGUGAAGAUCAGUGUCCAGUGGAAGCCUCUACCCGACAGUGAGYUCCUGGGAGCCACAGUCCGCUCAGGAAGUCCUGGAUGGAGGCCGCCGUUGUAGUUGGCUGUCACCUUGGGUGCAGUGUAUUAGCUGUCCUGACUGGACCUGCUCUCCAUCCUGACCUCCUGCCAUGGGUGAGCUUGUUGCUGGCCUGAUUGGAAGAGACCAGAGCCAGGGGAAGGGGUCGGRGCGGUUUCUCCUCCCUGGGAAGGUCUGAGAGAAUAUAGCAGGUGCCAAGAGCUCUUCUCGCAUGUCCCCUGGGCUUGUAUUCUUCCCAGCUGACCUGCCAGCUGACCUCGGGAAGGGGGUUAUGUGGGAGGCGGCAGCCUUGUCUUCACCUGGGACACAGGUGAGAGACUGAGAUUGACGUGCUCACGCCCCAUCCGAGAAGUCGGGGAAGCAGCGUCCCAAGAUGGGCUGGUUCAUCCCACGUAGGGACAACAGUGGUUUUCUUUUCCUAACUUCUGGUCCCUUCAGUCCCCUGUGUCACCACCAGGGUGACAGGGAGUUGGUCGAAGGGGUUUUUGGCUUGUCUGUUGUGCUCUCGGGUUUGGAUUUGGAUUUUGGUCCCUGUGGCUUCCUAGGGGAAAGAAAAGCUUCCGAAUUUAAAGACGAGGGUCUGCUCUGUUAGCUCGUACUUGAAUUCAAUACGUGGCCUUGCAAGUGCUUGUCCCCGCUCCUGGGAGAGGUCAACACCCUGAGGCGAGGACGGCCUGCCCAGGAGGCUGGGGGACUGUGCCUGGCACUAGGUACUAAGUAGGAAGCCUUCUGUGUGCUCUGCAGAACGGGGACGCUGCCCAGGAGGCUUAAGGGUGUGGGCCUUGAAGGAAGUGCAGAGCAGACGCUGGCCAGACGCAGCCAUGCUGGAGGACGAAGGUCAGGAGAGGCUGCCUCUGCUACCCCAUGUCAAGGUCAGAACAGGGCUGACGGACAGGCCUCGGGGCGCCUCGAGGAACUCGGGGUGAGGAUGCCUGGCCGCCGUGUCUCAGGGGCAGGGACAGGGAUAGAUUGAAGGUGCUCACACAGGAGCAAGGCUUGACUGGGGGCCCAGCACAGAGGAGGGCUCCCAAUGCAGAUCAGGUGACUGCCACCAGGGCAGUGAGCAGCUCAGAGCAGAGGCUCACAGAGCUCUUCUCCUGGCAGGAAUCACUGUGCUGACUCCCUGCCCAGCACUUCCCCAGGCCACCUCCCGUCCCACACCCUUUUGAGGUCCCCUCCCAGCCACCRUCAUUUCAGCCUGGUGGCCAGGAGAUCUCCCCACCAGCACAGAGGGGUCUGCCGGCCAGACAGCGUGAGGUGAAGGGCCGCCUGGACCUCAGCUUCCUGGGACACACGCCAGCCAGUUCCGAGACACCAGAUGUCCCCAGGGGUCCUGCCGUUCCUACUGGAGGUGGGGCGUGCCCCUCCCCACAGCAGAUGCCCCCAGAUGGUCCUGGAGGUGGGCCUGCCCACCUGGCCCUGGCACAGCCCSUGGUCCCGGUGCCUGGCCGUCGCCUGGCGGUCCCCAGGCCACGCUCUCUGCAGGUCCCUGUGUGGUGGCGGUUCUACCAGCUGGUGGCCUUUUCCCUCACCCUUCUUUCCCCCACUUUCCUUCUGCUCUUUAUUUUUCUGCCCAGAAAAACCUGACUUCGAUACCAAAAAAGAUGAAACUACAGAAACUCAAAUUUAAAAAAAAAAAACUUAAAAAAAAACAAAAAAAAACUCAAUGAUUCUUUCAGCUUUAUUGACAUAUCCCAUUGUCUCUUGCGACUGUGUCUCAUUCUUUGUAGUAUUGAUGACGAACAUUUGAUAAUGAAUGUUCUUGUAUAUUCAGAUAAAGAAAAAACCAAAAAAGCGGUCUGAAUUUAAUAGUGUUUAUAAUAAAAAUUUUACAGAUGACCCUCAUAGCACGCGAAGCAGGGCGGGGCCGUCCCCUCUUUCUGUGGUGUCGCGCAUCGUUCCUGCAUUUGUUUUUAACACCAAACUACCUGCGUUCCUCGUUUCCCACUUUUCUUUCAUUUCCUUGCAUUUGUGAGUUAGGUCAGGAUGCUAGGAGAGUGUCAUUGUGCACGUCCAUCUCUUGUUUCACGAUGUUUAAAAGUGACAGUAACUCAUUUUGUAAACUAAAAAAAAAAAAAAAGGUUGGAAUAGUGAACUUAAUAGUUACAACCUAACACAUCAUUGUUUAUUAACUUUGAGACCCAGAAAUAAAUUCCUUUCUUUUCUUUAUUCCUGCUCUUUAAAAUGCCAAAAAAAAGAAAAAAGAAAAAGGAAAAAAAAAAAGUUUUUCGUGCUAUUUUCAGUUUGUUUAUUUGGGGGUGGGGGCUUUUUUAAUUGUCAAGAUUAUGAUCUUGCUGUUUUUGUUCCUGAAACCUGUACACAAGGUGAUGUGAAAAGAUGGCAGUGUCCCGUCCCUGUCCCCGAUCUCCUGUGCUUCAGAGUGCAGCUGAGCUGGGGAGCGAGGCGGAAGCCGGGCUCACCUGCGCUUCCAGGCCCCGAGGAAAGCCCAGGACCUGCUGCUCCUUUGGGCUCUUGGAAAACCCGCAGAAUGAGCCCAGGGUCUCUUGACGCUGCAGGCACAGGGUUUUGCCUGGGCUGGUCCUGAGGGCCUCGACCGAGGGCUGGCUUUCUCCGUGAGGUCUUCCAGACAGCCCACGAGGUGCCGUGGGAUGGGCACCAGAGGCCACAGAGAGCAGCCUGGACGCAGAGCCUGGGUCCAGGCUGGCUGCUGGUCCGGAGUCCUGAUUGGGGUGGAGAACUGGUGAGAUACUCAGCCAGACUCAUGCUGUCCUUUCAAGGCUGAGUCUGAGUCCCUGGCAGUGCCCAUCUUGUUGACCUGCGACCUGGACGGCUGCUUAAAAUUGUGCAGCUGGCUCGGCGGGAGCGUUCUUGGUAGUUACAGGAUAGAAGGCAGCACUGGUAACCAGAAGGGAUUACAUCUGAAACAGACCUCACUCAGCAAAUCAGGUGUUCGAGAGCAGCCA
Molecule: messenger RNA, 5799 nt
Organism: Urocitellus parryii (Arctic ground squirrel)
Lineage: Eukaryota; Metazoa; Chordata; Mammalia; Rodentia; Sciuridae
Gene: Pbx1
Product: PBX homeobox 1
Biological process (GO): regulation of DNA-templated transcription
Cellular component (GO): nucleus
Molecular function (GO): DNA-binding transcription factor activity, RNA polymerase II-specific; DNA binding
Source: RefSeq, a predicted model, not a curated record